GUUGGUUCCCCAGCAUUGGAUGACAGAUUUCAAAUUUUAACAACUUUGCUUCCCGUUAGAUGCGACAUCGAGAAUCGGAAGUUUGCAGGUUGGGGCCAUCUUGCACUCAUAAUAACCCCACUACGAUCGAGGCUUCAGUACGACCGUUGGACAAGAUCGAAUGGGGCUUUGUUGAUCUUCGUUUCAACAUAAUAAGCCAUUGUCCGUCAUUUGAGCCGUGCGUUUGUCGCUAACCGUUCGUAUUGACAUUGACACCUCAUCGUCCGCCCCGCCAAACGUUGAUGGUCCCAGCUCUAUGUAUGCACAGAGUUAAGCACUCAGCUUGCUUCUUACAAGGCCGUUUCUGCCUUUUCUAUUCGUCCCCUUCUUGAAUAAAGCUGCAUGCAGUGGACAGAAGGCAGAUGAUGCUGGCGAGCUAAUACGACAAUGCUUCUUUCCUUCGGGAUGGCAUCGCCCUUCGCUCACGGCGUCCCAAGGUCGGCCUCACCGCGGCCGCCGGCAGCUAUCCGGUGUUCCAUCUUCUUUGCACUGGCGCCGUUACUACAAAUCGGCCUGGCGCAAGGGCUACCAGAUACACCAACGACUAUCCUAUUAGCGGACUCGAAUAGCGUGCCUCUACAACAAAAUGUCAGCUCUGAUGUUGCUUACAUCUUUUCACCACAAGACAACUCUGUCGCACUAUUGGCACUCAAUUUCUCAAGCACCAUCCAGUCAUCCAAGGUAGCAUUCCAGACUUUGUCAUCCGAGCUGCCAUUCCUCGUCAACAACAGCACAUCAUUUACACCGACAAUCGCUGAUAAUGGGACUCUUAUUGUCUACGCGGGUAACUGUUCGUCCUUCAGUAGCGCAAGUGUAUGGACUCUUGACCCUCCGCAAGGUGCUUUAGAUGCAGCAUGGGUUCAAAGCUCAAUGAGAUCAAGCAGUCCCAGUCCGGGAUUUCUCGGUGCCGGUCUAAGCUUUUCGACAACGCUGGAGCCCGUUAUGGAUCCGAUGGAUGUUUAUGUAUAUGGAGGCAUGUGCCCAAACCAGACCAGGAGUGAUCCAACAUCUCAGAGCGAAGCAACGUAUUCGAAUCAAAUGUUGAAGCUUUCGCCAUCUGAUUCCAGUAGUUCAGCCUAUGCUGUAGAAUCAUUGUCGAGUAAAGGCUCGCCGGUUGCCGAGGCAGGUUUCACUCUAACGGGACUUUCACCCUCAAUAUCGAAUAGGUCAGGCACCGUUACACAGCAGGUAAACUACGUGCUCCUUGGUGGUCACACGAAAUCAGCCUUCGUCAACAUCAGCACCGCAGCUAUUUGGAGUCUGCCAGAAGAGAGUUGGGGAUAUGUUGGUAUAAGUGCAGCAAGCUCUUCGAGUUCCACGGAGCUGGCGAUUAAGAGCACUUCCCCGAGUGUGGACCCACGAUCAGGUCAUACAUCUGUUCUCAACGAAGAUGGAAGCGCCAUCGUGCUACUAGGAGGAUGGGUUGGAAAUACUUCAGCGCCGGCUUCACCACAACUUGUUGUUCUCAAUAUUGGUGUCGGAUAUGGCGGGACAGGAGAUUGGCAAUGGUCGAUACCAGAGACACAACCAUCAUCUGGGAUUUAUGGUCAUGGAGCAGCACUACUACCUGGCAAUGUCAUGAUGGUAUACGGAGGUUAUGAGAUCACUUCUUCCGAAAGCAAACUUAAACGACAGACUACAAAUGGAUCGCCCUUGUUUUUGAACCUAACCAGCAUGGCUUGGGCUGACGAUUACACCAAUCCAAUUCAUGGUGCUCCUACAGACGGUUCGAGUGACAAAUCUUCGGAUGAGGAUAAUGCCGCCAAGCGACGUUUGGGCCUCGGUCUUGGCCUUGGGUUAGGUCUAGGAGCGAUCCUACUUGCAGUUUUGGUGUAUUUUCUCUGCCGUUCGCGCCAAAGGCGCAAGUAUGGGAAGCGGGAGGAUGUCAUUCGCUCCUUGGCUCAAGAUAACGGCCACUUUCUCCAAGACGAUCCAAUGAUGGAACACGAUGAGGGACAGGGAAUUGGUUGGUAUACGGGUGGCCAUGAUCCGUACGUUACUGGUGGCAGAUCCCUAGGGUACCAAAGUCUCCAAGGCGACCGGAGCAGCAUGGAUGUAAUUCCUGCUAUGUAUGCACCAACGCCGAUCAUAAGGAAACCGGUGGCUCCGAGAGCAGCUCGCGGCCAUUAUAUACCCGCUACUGGUGUCAACUAUGAUUCCCCACCAGGAGGCCGCUCGCAAAGGCCCGGCGGGAUUCAUCCCAUUUAUGAAGCAGAUGAGGAAGCCCAUGCAUUCGAAGAUCCCAUGAGUCCAGUCAGGGACUUUCAAGGUGAAAGCACGUUUUCGGAUCCGUUCCUGACACCAACAGCUGAGAGACCAAUCUCCUUCCCCCCAAAUUGUCGCACAACGCAAAGUCCCAGUCCCGAGGGACGUCUACACCCAGACCCCGACGUCCAGGACUGGAUGUCUGAUGUCGACGCAGCUGACGCUCUCCUUACGGGUCGAAUGGCGACUCACAGCGCAGGCGGUGGUGGUAGAGCAUCACCACAAAGACGUAACACAGUGAUAUCGAUGGUGUCAGCUCGUUCGGGUUAUAACGCCGACGAUGAUUCACGGACGAACAGUAAUUUAUCUGAGGCGAGUCGCAAUAUGUCCCGGUCCGGGUCUCAACGCUCACAUCUGCGUACCGGAUUCAGCAUCGGUGCGUCGAAUACAGCCGCAGAGGAGAGGACGGGAACAAGUAGUUCCGAGGGUAGUCAACCAUCAUAUCACACCGCUAAAUCCAUUCCGGCUUUGCAAGCUGAAGGGCCAUCACUCCUACUAGGCAAGCGUGACAGUGGGGAGGAUGAGACGCCAGGCAGCCCCAGCAAAAAUAAACCACGCCUUAGCCGAGGAUGGUUGGGCAGCCUUCGCCGCGUCUUUAGCGGACCAACGCCGUCGUCGUCGUCAGGUAGCCGUGGUGACAGUCCUAUUCGGGACAGCAUGGCCGAGGCUUCAGAUUAUGACCCUCGGCUUGGCGGUCUAGGCGGGAUCGCCGCUGGUGGUCUUUUCAGGAGAAAAGCUGGUCGCGGCGCUUGGGAAGCCGAGGAUGCUGAGCAUAAUGAUGAUGAUCUACCACUAAGCCGGCGGCGGGAUGGUGAUGAUGAUGAAUGGGAUAUCGAGAAGGCUGUCGAGAGACGGCUCGUUCAAGUCAUGUUUACGGUGCCUAAGGAGCGCCUGCGCGUGGUGAAUGGCGAACCAGACAUCGAGAGCGCGAAGAGCGUAAUGAUCAUUGACCCGGAGGAAGAGAUGGAAAAUAAGAAGUACGAACUCGGGGAUGAUUCAGAGACUGAGCCUAUCGGAGUUGCGUUAUCAACCAACGACCCCGAAAAGUACAUUUUGAGAGACGAGAACAAACUGCUGGAUAAGGGGAAGCAGAGAGAGACUGUCGACUCAGCUAUAGGUUCUGACAUUGGUGUCAUGUCCAGUAUGCCUCCGUACCGGGACAUGAUGGACUCGGCACUUGGUGUAGAGGAUUUGGAUAUCCCGGACGAGCACCACUUGUCAGGGGAAUCGCAAGGCUUGCUUUCGGCGUUGGAGAUGAGACAUGACCCCUAUUCUUCUACUUCUUUGAGUCCCUUCCCAGGUGCCCGUAGCGACAGACAUCGAUCGCAUGAUUCUGCUCACAGUGACGCGCCAAUUCUAUCCGCAGAAGCUGUGGAAAUCAAGCGUCCUGAACGUGCGCGGACAAGAGUCUUAGAAAUGGUGGAAAGCAUUGAGAGUCAAAGCCGGAGUGCGAGCCCGGACCGUCCUUGAGCACGUAGGCUCGAAGGCUAAGGGAUACAACUGUACGGAUUUUAUCACGGAAGGGAGUUUUUCACAAGGCCACGGUCUAAAGGCGUUCCUGGCACGGUCAUUGUAUGUCUGAGGUUGGCUUGGGUAGAGCCAGGAUUUUAUUUUCACAAGCGAUGUUUGCCGCCU
Messenger RNA from Truncatella angustata, 3939 nucleotides. RefSeq lists its product as uncharacterized. Gene Ontology annotation, molecular function: protein binding. Lineage: Eukaryota; Fungi; Ascomycota; Sordariomycetes; Amphisphaeriales; Sporocadaceae. The record is from RefSeq and is a predicted model, not a curated record. Bases 427 to 3774 code for a protein of 1115 amino acids. The transcript has a single exon.